Molecule: messenger RNA, 1430 nt
Organism: Argiope bruennichi
Lineage: Eukaryota; Metazoa; Arthropoda; Arachnida; Araneae; Araneidae
Product: thyrostimulin beta-5 subunit-like
Exons: 3
Coding region: 206-688 (160 amino acids)
Biological process (GO): G protein-coupled receptor signaling pathway
Cellular component (GO): extracellular region; cytoplasm
Molecular function (GO): hormone activity
Source: RefSeq, a predicted model, not a curated record
UGUGCACUCUUCAGCCGCGGAAAGCAUGAGACGAUCGAAAGUCCCUUAGACAACUUCGAAUUUUUCGUCGAAGCUCCGAAGGUGUUAUGCUUUGCAAAGUAUUUAAUAACUGUAACGUUUAGCAUUAGCGCGAUUCUGUAUAUUCUACAGCAUUUCGAAAAUUCGUUCACUGGUGCUUUAAAGAACUUUUAAAGAUUUUAGUGAAAUGCUCAUACGGUAUCCGGAGCGACUUCUGUGUGUCGUGGUGUUCAUCGUGCUUGUGGAGGCUAGCGUAGAUAGCAGCGACCCGUACUCCACCUUCAAGAAUGUCCUUCAGUGUCUGCGAAGAGAGUACACGCUGAGGGCGAGCCGAUCCGACGAUUUCGGGAGGCGGUGCUGGGACGUCAUCCGGACCACUUCUUGCUGGGGCAGGUGCGAUUCUUUUGAGAUCCCAGAUUGGAGGUUUCCCUACAAGAUCUCCAUUCAUCCCGUCUGCAUGCACGAUCAGAAAAUCUUGCGAAAAGUGCGCCUACGCCACUGCGAUCCCCCUGAUACCGAUGACGAAUUACGGAUUUACGAAUACUACGACGCAGCUACCUGUUCUUGUGGCGUCUGCAACUCAUCCGAUACGUUCUGUGAUUGGAAAGGUCACACUUCAAGCCAGAAGACUCUGCUGCCUGCCGGUUCAAGAGAUGACGUCACAGACUAACCAGCUGAUUGGCUAUCGAUGGGCAUUAUGAUCCAGGAUCCUGAUAUAAAAGAAUUUUGUAAUGACAAUAAUUGUAGUAGAAAGUAGAAUGUUUAGAAUACAGAACUGGCUGCGACGUCACUCGAAUGUUCGAUUUUAAAGCGAAAGAUUUUGAGGAAUCCUAUUUUUUAAGUUACUUGAUUGAAGCUCAUUCAUUUUGGUAACUGGUGCAAAAAUAAAUUUUUGUGACGUCGCUUUAAAGAUUAUUCCUUUUUUUAGAAUAUUCUGUAACUAUGUAAAUUGAUCUUUUAUGUACGAUGCUUUAAGAUACUUGUUCGUAAUAGUGUAGCUUGAAAAUAAAGACUCAUUAAUUGUCAUAAUCAAUCACUGAUAAAAUCUAUCUGAAAUAGGUAUAUUAUUUAAUUUAAUGCUAUGUUUUCUGGGUAAUUUGACAAUUUUUAUUGGUUCAUAGAAGCCGCCGCUUAAUGGAAUGUGAUAUUAAGUUUUAGACUAAUAUAAUUCUAUUUAAAGACUAACACUUAGCAUUGAGUGGUUUUCCACUUGCUGUUAGUUCUCCUUAAGAACACAAAUUAUAAUUAAGAAUACAGAGGACUAAUCCAUGACCUCUACAGUCAAUAGAGAUCGUAAAAGUUAAAGAUGAUUUCGGAAUCACAGAUACAAUGACUGAGAUUGUAGAAUGGAAUCAAUUUAUGUCAUAGCAAAAUGAGAAAUAUAACUCCACGUGUCAUCCUAACAAGCAAAA